Rhipicephalus sanguineus (brown dog tick) is the source of this 702-nucleotide messenger RNA. RefSeq names its product trypsin alpha-3-like. NCBI's taxonomy places the organism in Eukaryota, Metazoa, Arthropoda, Arachnida, Ixodida, Ixodidae. The transcript is spliced from 4 exons. The record is from RefSeq and is a predicted model, not a curated record. Gene Ontology annotation, molecular function: serine-type endopeptidase activity. Bases 1 to 690 code for a protein of 229 amino acids. Gene Ontology annotation, biological process: proteolysis.
AUGCAGGUGUUCCUUCAAGUCCGUUACCGCAGCGUAGUAACUCGGUGCGCCGGAACAAUUAUUACCGCAAGGCACAUCCUGACAGCGGGCCACUGCACAAUAUGGACUAACAACCAGAAGGCUACGAGCAUCGUGAUGCUGUACGGUGCGUCCAAGUUCUCCACGGGCACCAAGGUGGUGAUCAAUCGCUUCUACCGACACGAGGAGUUCGACUUUCAAACCUUCAAAAACGACCUGGCUGUUUUGUUGCUGGAUGCACCGCUCAAGCUGGGCCCCAAGACUCGCACCAUCUGCCUACCCAAAUCACCCCAGGACCUCGUCGGAAAGACCGUGGUCGUCGCCGGCUGGGGAGUCACCUCAGAGAAUGGCACCGGUUCCCCUGUGCUACGGUACACAACCCAGGUGGUGUGGAACUUGCAGCAAUGUGUAAAGGGCCUCGGAGGAAUAGGAUUCUUCUCACCGCAGCAAAUCUGUGCCUACAAGAGGGGCUCAGACGCGUGCCAGGGGGACUCGGGUGCACCGCUGAUGUUCAAGAACGGCAACACCUAUGAGAUUGUGGGCCUAGUGUCUUUCGGAGACGGUUGCAACCUCGAGGGCGUGCCGGGAGUCUACACAAACAUCGCGGAGUACACCACCUGGAUACGCAACGCCGUCCAGUCGACCGACAAAUACGAGAACACAUUCACAUGAGAGAAUAAAGGA